AUGGAAGCGACACAGGAAUCGACUCAGCCAUGUGCUGACCCCCGUCGGAUGGGACUGAACAACUCCGGACUUCAAGAUCAAGAUCUGGCCGACAUCAUCUGUAUCCUCCAUCCGAACUCACACGCGGCGCACAAUGCGGUGGCGGCGACGGCAAGCUUAGGCGACCAGCACAUUCUCCAGAAAGAUGUCUUGGAAAUGGAGACUUCGGAGACGGCAGCACUGGACGUGGCACUAAGGCUAUCCUCAGAUGUUCACGAUCUUGGCGCCGGCUUUUGCUUUGGGCGCAACAAGGCGCGCUGUGAUGUCCUCCUGGCCGUUGAUGAUGAAGCUAAACGAGUUUCCAACACUCACUUCCGCAUCUAUCUGACUGGCGACGGCAUCAUCAUGCUUCAAGAUACCUCGACCAAUGGAACCAUUGUAGACAACUGCCGACUUCGAAAGAGCCAGAAGGAAAACAGCCGCAUGCUUACCAACGGCUCAGUCAUACAAGUUGUCACUGGUAACAAUGGCUCAGACGAGGUUCGCUUCGUGGUCCGGAUUCCCUCUCGCGAAGGGUUUGCCAUGCAAUACACGCAUAAUUGCCUUCGAUACUUUGAGCGAGUCCAGCAGGUCGUCAAUGCUGCUGGUCAUCACCAGACUCGGCCUGGGCCGCCGCCUGUUCUCUCGUGGUCCGUUGCUAACAGUCACGGCAUGCAUUGGACGGGCGCUCCGACAUACAAUGUCACUGGCCAGAUCGGAAAGGGUGCAUUCGCUACCGUAUACAAGCUUGCCACUAAGCAGCAUGGAGCAAUCUUUGCAGCGAAGGAGCUCGACAAGCGACGUUUCAUGAAGAACGGCAUACUGGACCAGAAGGUCGAUAACGAGAUGAAGAUUAUGAAGGACCUCACACAUCCAAAUAUUGUUCAAUAUAUCGAUCACCACGAGCACGACCGAUGGAUUUACAUCAUCAUGGAAUAUGUGCCUGGGGGCGAGUUGUCGACCUACCUGUCAAGCCAUGGCAAGAUCCCCGAAGAGAUGGUCAGAACGAUUGCACGCCAGCUUCUUCGUGCGCUGCACUAUUGUCACAAACGACGCAUCACGCACCGUGAUAUCAAGCCUGACAACAUCCUUAUUGCAUCUCUGGAUCCGUUGCGUGUCAAGUUGUCUGACUUUGGGCUGUCAAAGGUCACGCAAGAAGAGACAUUCCUGAAGACCUUCUGUGGCACACUGCUGUAUUGCGCGCCAGAGGUAUAUCCUGACUAUGAACAAUACCGUCGCGGCGAACUGAGAAAGAGACGCCGUGUUGGAGAUCCGCCGCCAAAGACAUCUCCAUACAGCCAGUCCGUCGAUAUGUGGUCACUCGGUGCAGUACUGUAUCAUGUUCUUUCUGGCGUGCCACCAUACUCGGGGCGUGCUGAAGAUCGAGGUGUACAUAUGCUUCGCACUAUCAUGGAGUCACAGGCGGACUUUGACGUUCUGCGCCGUGCUGGUGUAUCCGAAUCCGGAGUCAGUUUCGUCGCCCAGUUGUUGAACAGAGAUCCGUUUUGUCGUCCAACAGAGAAGGAAUGCUUCCAGUGUCCCUGGAUCUCCGAGGUACCUGAUGUGGAUGAGUAUCCGGGCGACGACGAUAUUCUUGGUGAACCCCAUGAGGGUCUGUCCGUUAUUGGCGAGGCAGAGGAGGAGCUCGAUGCGUCGCAGCUAUCCAUCCGAGAUGACCAGGCUUACACGUAUGGCGAGGAAGAAGAGGGCAGUAGUAAUGAAGGACUCUCUAAAAAGCCGCGCAUUGAAUAUGUUGCACCGGAUAUUCGCUACCCCUCGCUUCCCAGAAUCGAAAGUUUUCAAGACGGUCAAGUUGUUGCCGAACACCAAGCCCGACGACUCUUCGGCGAAGUGAACUCGUCCGCCUUAUGCAGCUCCCACGCACUGGGCAACCCUGGUUCUUGGAACGGUGACGAGUUUGACAUUGAAGGCUUCGCCUCUUCUGGUGAGUCCAUCAGUGAUGAUCGCAGCGUCUAUUCGAUCAUUUCUCUCCCAGAACACCCGUUCGGCGGCACCGCACCCAGUUUAAUGGGCGCCGAGAACCUCGUUGGACGACUGAACAUGAAUUCCUCGUAUCCUUUCCUCCAUCCUCAGGCCGGCCCGGUUAACGUGAAAUCGACUCGGCAGACGAGCCCUUGGCAAAGCAAGGACCCCACGAUGGCAGGUAGCGUAUGUCGUGAAAACUCACCCUCCAGCGACAACGUCGACACCACUCCGAAGGCGCCGCCACGCCAGCACCGUCGACGUAUCGGAAACUACACUCCCUCCACUGCCAGUGAACAAUCCAGUGUCAACGCCGAGAGCGUUCCCUACGAUCCCGCCUCACCUUCAUACGUCCCCGGCGAAGGUUUCGAUCCUGAACUUGCAACCACCCUCGACGCUCAAACCGGUCAGGCUAUCAUGGAGCAGCUCAACACAGCCGAGAUUGAAGCAUCCGAGCCGAUUGUUCACCAGCCCGACGAACUCGCCAUUUUGCGCACUCUGUCCCCGGAAGAGUUCACCAAACCACCCAAGCUCCUGGGCAGACUGAAGAGUACUCCAGGCUCGAUCCUUGAUGUGAACAUCCGACUUGAACGACGAAUGACUUCAUGGGGCCGUGGCUCAAGCGCCACAUUCCAGCAUCCUGAUCCAAUGGACGUCCGAAUCCCCGCCUAUGCCGUGGAAGUCACCUUCUGGGUGAAGGGAAUGGAACUCCAAAUCGCGCGAGGCAAAGACUGGACAGAAAUCCCCGGCGUGGCAGCCAUUCUCUCCACAAAAGCACGCAAGGGAAUCUGGGUCAACGGUACUGAGCUCCACAAAGCCGGGUCAGAGGACAUGCAAUACGGCCAUUUGUACAAUGGAGAUAUCAUCACGAUCUACAGACACAAGGACGCCUAUCUCGAUCUACAAUGUGAAUUCUACCACGGCGAAAGCGCGCAGCCCCGCCCAGCUCACGAGUCCGGCUUUGUGGUUCGCAAGGCGCUGCUUGGCAAGUCGGACAGAGCUAACCGCAUGCCCGUUCGGACGAACCCAAAGAAGGAAGCCGAAUAG
Molecule: messenger RNA, 3048 nt
Organism: Penicillium atrosanguineum
Lineage: Eukaryota; Fungi; Ascomycota; Eurotiomycetes; Eurotiales; Aspergillaceae
Exons: 3
Coding region: 1-3048 (1015 amino acids)
Biological process (GO): protein phosphorylation; meiotic recombination checkpoint signaling
Cellular component (GO): nucleus; cytoplasm
Molecular function (GO): protein serine/threonine kinase activity; protein binding; ATP binding
Source: RefSeq, a predicted model, not a curated record